AUGGCAUUUCUGGAGGGUGAUGAUAAAGUUCUUGAUUUUCUGGUUACUGGGGUCACUCUGCUGGUGAUAGGAUGUCUGGUUGGGCUUCUCGCACUAGAGAUACAAGCCUUAACUGAUGCCGAGAUCUCCCAGUUUUCCUCCACGGGAGUCACAGAGGCCAACACCAAUCUCCAAGGCAGUGUGUCGGUGACCAAGUCUGGUGACACUUUGACCUUGGUGAGCAACAACAUUCCGGAUCACCCAACGGGAUCAUUUCCCAAUACUGACAACCCGAAUACCAUAUCAGCCCAGUCUUACACGUACAUGAUCCCGAAUAAUCCUUCCUUUGCGAGUACGCCCACCUGCCUACCUGAGGGUCCGAUAGGUUUCACUCUUAAUGGUGUUGCCUUUUACAGCGCAAUGACUGGUUUUGGAACUAAUGCUGGACACUGUGAGGUAUUUGAUGAAUGUGAUGCCCAUGCUUCGCCUGAUGGUGCCUACCACUACCACAGGACCAUGAGCUGCCAAUCGAAUACAUCCAUAAGUAACCAAUUCCUUGGGGUAGCGAUGGAUGGAUAUGCUCUUUAUGGCCCGAGGCUUUCAAAUGGUACAAUGAUAACAAAUGCAGAACUGGACGACUGUCACGGCACUACCAUUGACGGCUCCUACCGCUACUACCUGACCGAAACGUACCCCUACAUGUUAGGCUGCUUCAAAGGAAGCCUAAUUGAUUCGACCCUCACUCAAGCUCAAGCCUCACCAAACUGUGCACUUGCUAGUGAUUUGACUGACACCACUGACUGCACUGCCGAUCAGGGACAGGGACCCUGUCCCCCAGGGAGAAGGUGCAGUGCCCCAGGUGUAUCUAGCAUGAAAUUGAUUUCACUCCUUGUGAUCUGCUUUAUUAUCGUCGGUUUAUUGUUCUAA
This is a messenger RNA of Lineus longissimus, 906 nucleotides long. RefSeq lists its product as uncharacterized. The record is from RefSeq and is a predicted model, not a curated record. The coding region runs from base 1 to 906 and encodes 301 amino acids. Lineage: Eukaryota; Metazoa; Nemertea; Pilidiophora; Heteronemertea; Lineidae. The transcript has 2 exons.